Cladocopium goreaui is the source of this 428-nucleotide messenger RNA. The record is from the annotation of a GenBank genome assembly. NCBI's taxonomy places the organism in Eukaryota, Dinophyceae, Suessiales, Symbiodiniaceae.
AGGACGUGGCUCUGGUGGCUUUGGAGGCCUUGCAGAAUGAGCCGCCAGAUGAGAAGGAUGGCGCGCAGAGUGUGACGACUUCGGCCAACCAGGAGGUGAUCAUCGAUUACAAAGGGCAGUUGAUUCAACUCUUUCAGAGUCUUGGAAAGUCGAAGGAGGUUCGUUUUGACGUCUUUCGAGUCAACGAGGACUCUGAAGAGAAAUUCUUUCAAGCCAAGGUCUAUUUGCCAAUACCUGGACAGGAGCCGAUCUGCGGGCAUCCCUUCUCUCGCUCCGACUUCGACUCCUCCGACAAGACGCGCCGCGCCGCGCAACAGGACGCAGCAUGGCGGGCCUUGCAGGUCCUCAACGGCACCGUUUCCGACGACGCGGGCGUCCCUUCAACACCGGCGCCAGCGAAGAAGGAGAUCUUCGCACCGCCACCACGA